UCAUUUUAUUCAACAAAAAUCAGCUCUUCACCAUCUUGCACUUCACACACCACUCAAGAAAAAAUGGCAUCCCUAAACCUAACAAUCAUAGCAAUUUGGCUCUCUAUCUUUUCAUGUCUUGCACGAGUCGAGCCAUCUUUAGCUCGACACGUGUCCAAACAUACCGAAAACCGAACCAAAACAAUGGAGUACAUAGCGUCCUCAUGCCAAGGAACACGGUACCCCGAUCUAUGCAUCCGAUCCUUAGCCACGUUCGCCAAAUAUUCAACCAUAGACCGACCUGACCACUUAGCCCACAUAGCCCUUUCCAUCAGCCUAACAAAAGCACUUCAAACGAGGGGUUACUUGUUAAAAGUAGUAAAGGAACUCGAAGAACUCAACAACGGUAGCGAACCCACCGGUCUUGCUUACUUAACUAUGCAAGAUUGUGAGAAACAAAUCAGUGAUAGUGUUGAUCAACUUAGCCAAGCAAUUAAAGAGCUUCGUAGGUUGAACAAAGGUACAAUUAUUGAUGAUAAAAUGUUGUGGCACAUAAGUAAUGUUGAGACAUGGGUGAGUACUGCUUUAACGGAUGCUAGCUAUUGUGUUCAAUCGUUUCCUGGUCAUAGGAUGAGUAAGAGGACUGCUACUAUUAAGGUUAAGGCACAAAAUGUUGCUGAGGUUACUAGUAAUGGACUUGCCUUGUUUCAUAGGUUUGCUGCUAGGUACAAAGCUGCUGCUAGAGCUGCAAAGAAACCAUAAUGGACUUGGGUCAUGUAGAUUAUAAUUCGUUUCUUCUGUUUAUUCUUUUUUUUUUUUUUUUUAUCUCUAAAUGAGGUUUCACAUAUAGUCUUUAACAAAGUGUGAUAUAUAUGGUUGUAUAAAUUAAUAAUGUAUCCAUCACAAUAAUGAAUGAAGUUUUGUUUGUCUUGUCAAAAAAA
Messenger RNA from Medicago truncatula (barrel medic), 920 nucleotides. RefSeq names its product pectinesterase inhibitor 9. Gene Ontology annotation, biological process: negative regulation of catalytic activity. Gene Ontology annotation, molecular function: enzyme inhibitor activity. The record is from RefSeq and is a predicted model, not a curated record. The transcript has a single exon. NCBI's taxonomy places the organism in Eukaryota, Viridiplantae, Streptophyta, Magnoliopsida, Fabales, Fabaceae. The coding region runs from base 64 to 741 and encodes 225 amino acids.